Ruditapes philippinarum (Manila clam) is the source of this 3167-nucleotide messenger RNA. RefSeq names its product mitogen-activated protein kinase kinase kinase 7-like. Lineage: Eukaryota; Metazoa; Mollusca; Bivalvia; Venerida; Veneridae. Gene Ontology annotation, molecular function: MAP kinase kinase kinase activity; magnesium ion binding; ATP binding. The coding region runs from base 102 to 2213 and encodes 703 amino acids. The transcript has 19 exons. The record is from RefSeq and is a predicted model, not a curated record. Gene Ontology annotation, biological process: positive regulation of canonical NF-kappaB signal transduction; JNK cascade; protein phosphorylation.
AAGUCGCAUAUUUAAUUGGUCAUGAUCCAAAACAAAAGAAGUUUAAACUUUCAUAUUUCUUAAUAGAGGUAGUAAUAAUGGUCCUAACUUGAAGUUAAAAUAUGGAAUCUCCUCAAGGAUUUGUAGAGGAGAUAGACACUGUUGAAUUAUCAUUUUACGAGAUUGUUGGGAAAGGAGCAUUUGGUGUUGUAAGUAGAGCCAAAUGGCGAGCUAAAGAUGUUGCCGUGAAGAUUAUAGAGACAGAGUCAGAGAGGAAAGCUUUUCUUACAGAGCUUAAACAAUUAUCCAGAGUUAAUCAUCCUAACAUAGUGAAGUUAUAUGGAGCAUGUACAAGGGCACCGGUAUGUUUGGUGAUGGAAUAUGCAGAAGGAGGCUCAUUAUAUAAUGUAUUACAUGGUGUGGGUCCACAGCCUACCUACACUGCAGCUCAUGCCAUGAGCUGGGCACUCCAGUGUUCUAAAGGGGUGGAGUAUCUACACAGUAUGAAACCUAAAGCUCUUAUACACAGGGAUCUGAAACCUCCAAAUUUACUGUUAAUUAUGGGUGGUACAGUAUUAAAGAUAUGUGAUUUUGGUACUGCAUGUGAUAUACAGACUCAUAUGACAAACAACAAAGGUAGUGCUGCAUGGAUGGCUCCAGAAGUCUUUGAAGGGAGUAACUACAGUGAGAAAUGUGAUGUGUUCAGUUGGGGUAUUAUACUGUGGGAGGUGUUCACAAGAAGAAAACCAUUUGAUGAGAUUGGUGGGCCCGCUUUCAGGAUCAUGUGGGCAGUACAUAAUGGUACAAGACCACCUUUGAUAAGGAAUUUACCAAAAGCUUUAGAGUUGUUGAUGACAAGAUCCUGGUCAAGUAAUCCUGCAGAGAGACCGUCCAUGGCAGAGGUUGUGAGAAUAAUGUCACAUCUUUUCCAGUUUUUUUCUGGAGCUGAUGAACCCCUUGUCUACCCGGCCUACAGUGAUGAUGAAUCUAUGGACUACACAUUUAAUUCUCCAAUGCCAACUGGUACGCAGUUUACUGGUCCCCCCAGUACUGUGAGUACCAACAACCUGCCACAGGCUACUGGUGGUGAGUCUCGUACCAGCACUAUUAGUGAGACAGUGCGGCAUAGUGGUGACUAUAUACCCCAGUUACCACAUACGCCUCACACACCACAGAGGACAGUUACUCCUAUAGUCACUGAGGAGGAAAGUCGCAGUCAACGGAGUGCUCCCCCUUCCCUGGCUGCAAGUAGGGAAAGCCUGAUAGGAAUACAGAGUCCGCGAUCUGGUACACCAGUUGAUCAUCAGCAAAAAAGGUACUCUGCUGAUCUUACCAAUCUUCAAGAGUAUGACAUCAUGUCUCAAGGAGUGGGCAUACAUCCUAAAGUGUUGGGACAUCGUCGCUCAGGCUCAUAUGGGUCUCCAACAUAUAUAUUUCAAACUGGAGCCUUACCAAAUAAUCCCAUGAUGCAUCAGAAAGGUAGAGGUCAUAGGCGGAUAGGUUCUGAUGGUUAUUCGGAGAUUAAUAUGGCUCCGCCUCCAUCCACAGUCAGCAUACAGAAGUCUCCCCCGGCAACCAUACAUCAUGUCAGUACCUACCCUGGAUCUAUACAUAGUGGAUCAAGGGAGACCACUCCUACACCAAAUACAGGAAGUUUAAGUGCCUCUAGAGAAAACACACCACCAUACAGGUCAGUGUCCUACAAUCCCCCAGCUGGUAGUGACACUGGCAAUAAACCAACUGUACGGUCAGCCUCUUGGACAUCUGAGGCCCCUGUGAUGCCACCACUCAGUGUUAAUGUUAACCUUGGUCCUGCUACUGGUACGACAUAUGCAGGAUCUGGAGUGAGUCAUAUCCUGUCUAACCCAUUGUCUAAUCAAGCCAUGUCUCUUGUAUAUCAGUCAUUGGAUCAUCAAUAUCAGCCUAUAGCACCUUGCCCCAACAGUAGUGAAUCUAUGGACAUAUUUCACAAACACUGUAAGCUUGCCCAGCAAUACUUGAAGUACCAGACUGAGAUAGCCAUGUUUGAACAAACACGUCAUGAACUACGUAGAGAGCUAGAAGAUGAAGUUAUGAAUCAUCAGAAUCAUCAGAGUACAGCUCAACUCACGGAGGAAUACCUCAAACUCUCCAACGAAAACGAAAGUUUGAAAAUAUUUCAUAAGAAUUUAACAAUGCAGCUUGAACAUAUCAGAAAGAAACAGCAGCACACAGAAAGGCAUGUUGCCAGCUGAAACUGGCAUGAACGUAAAGUGGUUAAUAAUUGACAGUGUGACACUGGUAGUCAAAAUGUGACAGUGUAAUACCGGCAGUCAAAAUGUGACAGUGUGACAGUCAAAAUGUGACAGUGUGACAGUCAAAAUGUGACAGUGUAAUACUGGCAGUCAAAAUGUGACAGUAUGGUCAAAUAUGACAGCGUGAUACUUCAUAUGUGACAGUGUGAUGGUAUAUAUGUGACAGGGUGAUAGUAUGUUUGUGACAGUGUUAACCAAUAUCUGACAGUGUGAUAUUCACUAAUAUAUAUAUGUUUAAUAUUUCCAUAGUAUUUUGAAUGCAAUGUACCAGAGAGAUAAGAAAUUUUGAAUAUUAAAUUUUGUUUAAGAAUAGCAAGAUCUCAAAACAUAAAAUUACUGAUUGUAUUAUAUAUAGGAGAACAUUCAGACUACAGAUGCUGUCACAUUUGAAGGGUUAUAAAAGGCAUAAAAAGCUUGUAAAAAUGUAAAUACAGAUACUGUCUGGCUAUAUUCAAAGUGUUUUUUAGCUACCAUUGACAUGAAAAUAUAAUUUUAUCUUGGAUAACAAUGAGCUUAUUGUGUCCCCAUAAACUUUUUGUCAUCUCAGAUUUCACUUAGAAGUAUGAUUCUUGAAUAUUUUCUGUUUGAAUUAAAUAACCAGUAAUAGUUGGAAUAAUUAAGAGAUUAAUGGAUGGCUAAAUUUUCAUCUUAAUGGAUGUUUAUUUUGUGUAUUAUUGGUAUAAAUGAAUUUUAUCAUUUUUAAUGCUUAGUUUUUAUAUACAAAAAUGCUUGAUUAUUUACCAAAUACAAUGUGCAUGUACAAUACAUUUUAUAUUUAAAAUUCCUUAAUUAUAUAAACUAGCAAAAACGGUAUCCAAAUUUUAUUGGAAAUUGACUGUGUCAAUUUAAUAAAUACCAAUCAUAUUAAAAUUUUGUAUUAAAUUAUGAAAAAAG